Suillus subaureus is the source of this 282-nucleotide messenger RNA. RefSeq lists its product as uncharacterized. Bases 1 to 282 code for a protein of 93 amino acids. NCBI's taxonomy places the organism in Eukaryota, Fungi, Basidiomycota, Agaricomycetes, Boletales, Suillaceae. The transcript has 2 exons. The record is from RefSeq and is a predicted model, not a curated record.
AUGGUUUCAACAGGGGCACAAGAUCCAGAGGUAUCUGCAUCAUUGAAGGGGGCAUCCUCCAAGAAGAUCCUCAAAGCCAUUGUGAGGCCAGCAGCCAUUGCAACAGUGGCACUCAGGGUCAUGCAUCCUGAGCAGUACUGGGCAGGUUUGCAAGCCUUUUCGAGCCUCGGAGAAAAGGCAGAAAGCAAGGAACUGCCGAAGAUGUCAGAGACUCUCCAGUACUGGGCAUCCAUGUUUAACAGCCUGUCUGUCAUUUCCAAUCGGGAAACCCCCAAUCAUUGA